AUGGAUUCAAUCGGGGUAGGUUUAGGGAAAAUGCUGUGAAAAUUAGCUUCUGAGCACUUCGGGGAACCGAGAAAAAGAGCCAUUAAACAUGACCAAACAGGGCAGAUGGUAAGUGCCUACGUUCCUAUUUUAAUGUUCGAGUUCACCUCGGAACUACUGUUUUCAAUGUCAAAAUUUCGAUAUUUUCAGAGCAUCUUCCUACUUCUCAGCGAUAUAUUUUUCGGCAGAAUCGCUAUAUUUUUCCCACAACUUUGCCCAAUUUUUCUGAAUUUUUUUGGAAAUUGUCCAUUUUCAGCGCAUUUUGCCUAUCCUUUUUAUAAUUAUCUUCGAGCUUUGAAACCAGUUAUUCAAGCUUUUAUGUGUAUAAAUCGAAUGAGUUGUGUUAUUUGGCCUGUCGAUUAUUCUUUUGUAAGACUUCUAGAAAGUUUCAAAAAAAUCAAAAUCGUUCCAGAUGUGGUCUCAAAAUAUGCGAAAAAUCAUUUUAUCAAUUUUAUUGUUACCUUUUCUGGUAAUUUGGAACACAAUGAUCUCAGAAAAGAGUUUUGUACCAAUUCGUGGCGGAUUGGCAAUGAAUUAUAAAAGAAGAGUUUCGUGGGUGAGUUUAGAAAACUCGGGUUUUUUCAAGAAAUAUUGCCACAUCGCAAAUUUUUAACACAGAAAUCCAAAUUUUUAGGCAAGUCUAUCACUGUUUCAACUAAUUUUCAUAACAAUUUCAUUGCUCAUAACAAUAAUUUGCACUUCAAUAACAUUAUUCAAAAUGUCAACUUUGAAAACUCGCUUGAAAUCCUCGGAGAAAACACUGUGUAUUGUGUCGAUUAUUAUUUCUUGCGUAUUUUUGACGCAAGCUGCUUUACAGAGUUAUUUCGCAUUUUUUCAUCAAAAUGCUGAAAAUGCAAAUGAGAUUAUUUUGUUCGCAAUGUUUUUGGUUUAUGAUUUGCAGAAUUUUGUGUGAGUUUAUAGAGAAAGAACACUAAACAUGAUAUAAAAAUUAAAUUAAGGUUCAGCUUUGGUGAAUUUCAAAAUUCAAUAUAGUUGUCGAAAAUCUCGAAAUUAGUUGAAAAAUUAAGAAAAAUCAUCUAGAGCUACUGAAUUCUUCCAGAACUCUUGGCUCAAAAGAUUUCUGCGGAAUAUUCUAAUAAAUUAAAAUAAGUAUCUGAAAUCUCGAAAUUUCCUCAAAAUUCCGAGAAUCCAGUACAAAAUUUCUAAAAAUUUCAGAUCUCCAAUAAUUUUGCUGGCAGUCAGUCAAGAGUUGCGAAAAAAUUUGUUUGGAAAACGUGCAAAAUCCGAGAAUUUGGGAAUGAGCACAAUUUCGAAAACAAUAUCGAAUUCGAGCCAAAAAACGGCGACCACCAAUUUGGAAUUUCAUAGCAUCAAUUAA
Messenger RNA from Caenorhabditis angaria, 1378 nucleotides. The record is from the annotation of a GenBank genome assembly. NCBI's taxonomy places the organism in Eukaryota, Metazoa, Nematoda, Chromadorea, Rhabditida, Rhabditidae.